Molecule: messenger RNA, 792 nt
Organism: Chara braunii
Lineage: Eukaryota; Viridiplantae; Streptophyta; Charophyceae; Charales; Characeae
Source: the annotation of a GenBank genome assembly
GGAAAAAAAAAACAAAAAAAAGCGGGUGGAAGGGAGGAGGAGGAGGAGGAGGAAGAACAAGAGCGCGAGGAGGAGGACGAGGAGUAAGAGGAGAAGGACGACGAGGAGUAUGAGGAUGGCGAAGAAAAAGGAGGAGGAAGAAGUGGUGGAGGAACAGGAGACUGCGCCGACAGAGGAGGAGGACGAAGAGGACGAAGAAGAAGACGAAGAGGAGGAGGAGGAGAAGGAAGAAGAAGAGGAGGAGGACGGGGAGGAGGAGAAUGACGUUGCGCAGAAGGAAGAGGAAGGUGGAGGAAGAGGACUUAAAGAUGAUGAAGAAGAAGAGGAGGAGGAGGAGGAGGAGGAGGAGGAAGAAGUAGAAGAGGAGGAGGACGAGGACGAGGAGCAGAAAGAGGAGGAGGAAGAAGAGGAGGAGGAAGAAGAUGAGGAGGAAAAAGGGGAGCAAGAGGAAGAGGAGGGGGAGGAGGGGGAGGAGGAGGAGGAGGAGGAGGAAAAGGAGGAGGAAGAGGAGGAGGAAGACGAGGAGGAGGAGGAAGAGGAGGAGGAGGAGGAGGAGGAGGAGGAGGAAGAAGAGGAGGAGGACGUGGAGGAAGAGAAGGAGGACAAGGACGAGGAGGAGAAAGAGGAGGAGGAGGAAGAAUAGGAUGAGGAGGAAGAGGCGGAGGAGGGGGGGGAGACGGAGGAGGAGGAGGAGGAGGUGGACGAAGGAAAGUUGGCUCACCUGGCAUGGGCGGACGAUGGCGCAUGGGGUUGCUGUCGUCGACGUCGGAGUUCACCAAUUGCAACACCGAA